AUGAUACACGAAAGUCCAACAUAUUCAAACGAUUCCUCACCAAGUGCUCUAGUGUUGGCUGAUUCACAAUUUAGUUCCUCCCCAAUUGAAACAGAAGAGGAAAAGUACAUUCAACAGCAAUACAUUAAUAGGAAACUGAAAAAAGAAGGAAUAACAACAGGUAAUCAAUUUCUUUCUAGAUUUUCAGAGAAACACUCAACGCAACAAUGUCUAUUAGGUUGCAUUAUCACAUCAGGAUUGAUUUGCUUUUCCUUGUUUUGCAUGGGAAUUGUCCUAUUGUUCAUUUUCAGUGUUGUUUCGUUUACAAUAAUCGAUUAUGGAAAUUACAAUUUUCAAAAAACAUGUUCAGUGUUGGAUAUUUCAUGUAAUGAUAGUCAACUGUGUAGAGGAAUUUUGUCGUACGGAGGAAAGAAUUAUACAAGUCAGGAUGAAUAUCCACUCGAUUGUAAUGUUUGGAAAGAAGUAAGAAAGGGAAUUUCAGUACCAUGUUAUUUUAACAAGGCAGAAAAGCUGUCAAUGCUCUAUCCACUAGUUGUCUUUGAUGAUUGGUCACUGCUUAUUUCCUCCUCCUCAUUGAUGGUAUUGGUUCCAAUAAGUGGUCUGAUAUGUGCAAUCCUCAUGAUUUGUUCAGUGAAACAUGGAAAUGUGUGGGGUAAAAAUAGCAAGAUAAACAGGUAG
This is a messenger RNA of Naegleria gruberi, 678 nucleotides long. RefSeq lists its product as uncharacterized. Bases 1 to 678 code for a protein of 225 amino acids. Lineage: Eukaryota; Heterolobosea; Eutetramitea; Acrasida; Naegleriidae. The record is from RefSeq and is a predicted model, not a curated record. The transcript has a single exon.